UUGAAUGAAAGGGGAAACAAUAUCUAUUGCUUACUUACCCGUUAUCAAGAACAAAUAUAAUUCAACUCAAAUACUUCGGAAGCGAUUCACAUUUCCAGCAACUCCCAUAUUAUCAUAUUUAAGAGUCGUCCUUUCUCUUAAAAAAAAAAAGACGAUCCGCGAUGGAAAAGAAAGACGCCGGAUCAAAAGCAAUAGAAGAAGCAACUGUUUCGCUCUUGAAUGCGACAGAGGAAGGUGGAGGAGUGACGAGAGAAAUAUGGACAGAGACUAAGAAGCUAUGGUAUAUUGUCGGACCGGCCAUAUUUACCGGACUCGCUACUAACUCGAUCCUCGUCAUUACCCAAGCCUUCGGUGGUCAUCUCGGUGAUCUUGAACUCGCUGCCAUCUCCAUUAUUAACAACUUCACACUCGGCUUCAACUACGGUUUACUCCUUGGGACGGCGAGUGCGAUGGAGACAUUAUGCGGUCAGGCGUUUGGAGCGAGGAAAUAUUAUAUGUUGGGAAUAUAUAUGCAGCGAUGUUGGAUAAUUCUAUUCUUAUGUUGCAUUUUGCUACUUCCUAUGUACUUAUUCGCAACGCCGAUUCUUAAGUUUAUUGGUCAGAGUGACGAUAUUGCCGAGCUAACAGGGAGCAUUGCCCUUUGUGUCAUCCCCGUCCACUUCGCCUAUGCCUUCUUUUUCCCUCUCAACCGAUUCCUACAAUGUCAGCUCAAGAACAAGGUGAUUGCAAUUUCAGCUGGAGUAUCACUUGCGGCUCAUAUUCUCGUGUGCUGGUUCUUCGUGUAUGGCUAUAAUCUCGGGAUCGUAGGGACCAUGGCUAGUGUGAACGUACCUUGGUGGUUGAACAUUAUCAUCUUAUUUGUGUACAGCACACGUGGCGGUUGUACAGACACUUGGACUGGCUUCUCCUCCGAAGCUUUCACCGGACUUUUGGAAUUCACAAAACUUUCUGCCUCUUCCGGAAUCAUGCUUUGCUUAGAGAAUUGGUACUACAAAAUACUAGUCGUGAUGACCGGAAACCUAGUAAAUGCAAAAAUUGCGGUGGACUCCUUAUCUAUAUGCAUGUCGGUGAAUAGUUGGGAGAUGAUGAUUCCACUUGCAUUCUUUGCGGGAACAGGAGUUCGAGUGGCAAACGAACUAGGAGCUGGCAAUGGCAAAGGAGCAAGAUUUGCAACGAUUGUGUCCAUCGCACUAUCGUUGAUUAUCGGAUUAUUCUUCACUGUGUUGGUACAAAUUCUCCAUGGCCAAAUCGGUUUGAUAUUUUCUUCAAGUGAAGAUGUCUUAAACGAAGUUGAUAACCUUUCUGGUCUCUUAGCCUUCACUAUUAUUCUCAACAGUGUGCAACCAGUUAUUUCCGGUGUUGCGGUUGGUUCGGGUUGGCAAUCAUACGUGGCAUAUACAACUCUGGCAUGCUACUACCUUAUCGGGCUUCCGUGUGGACUUACUUUGGACUGGAUUUUUAAUUUUGGAGUCAAGGGAAUAUGGGCCGGUAUGAUAUUCGGAGGAACCGCUAUUCAAACGUUGAUAUUAAUAGUCAUCACUGCAAGAUGCGACUGGGAUCAUGAGGCACAUAAAGCAAGUAUGCGCAUUCAAAAAUGGUCAGUACCUGACGAAAGAAACUGAAGUUGGUAUUUUGGUUAUAAUAUAAAAUUAUUUUCUAGCAUACGUUCAAUGAAUUUAAAUUAUCUUUAUCUAAGUAACAAACAAAUAUCCCUAUCGUUUCAAUCUCACAUUAUAUGAUUAAUUGAUUGAAUGGGCAACUAGUACAUAGAUGUAAUAUCUUUGGUUCGGUUUUCUAAACCGAAACCGGAUCGAUGACCAAAUUUGUUUUUGUUUUUCAAGUAAAGAGAAAUUAUACACACUUUCA
This is a messenger RNA of Camelina sativa (false flax), 1866 nucleotides long. Its product is annotated as protein DETOXIFICATION 26. Gene Ontology annotation, molecular function: antiporter activity; xenobiotic transmembrane transporter activity. The record is from RefSeq and is a predicted model, not a curated record. Gene Ontology annotation, cellular component: membrane. Gene Ontology annotation, biological process: xenobiotic detoxification by transmembrane export across the plasma membrane. Lineage: Eukaryota; Viridiplantae; Streptophyta; Magnoliopsida; Brassicales; Brassicaceae.